This is a messenger RNA of Ctenopharyngodon idella (grass carp), 4164 nucleotides long. RefSeq names its product zinc finger protein 839 (gene znf839). Bases 255 to 3206 code for a protein of 983 amino acids. The transcript is spliced from 7 exons. Lineage: Eukaryota; Metazoa; Chordata; Actinopteri; Cypriniformes; Xenocyprididae. The record is from RefSeq and is a predicted model, not a curated record.
UUAUUACCCAUCCUCCGUGCUAUCGUCAUCAGUGGCAUGGACGGGAAAACCAAUUGCCUGGCUACCGUUACCUUCGUGAGCGUCUCUGGAUUAUAACCGUAUUCCUAAUUUGAAAUGUUUUGGACCGGGCUUUGAAUCAAUCUUGCACAUUUUACUCACAUUUUGAGUAUUAAUCGCCUGCAAGCAAACAGCUUCUUUUCGCGCUCUAGUGAGGAUCCCUACGUCAGUUAGCAAGUUUUGCUCCUGUAAACAAAAUGGCGGACAAUGAAGACGAUAAUAAUUCAGCGUCCAAAUCUGCUGCAGCGAAAAUGGAAAAUCUCGACGCGAGCGGACCUCUGCCGCAGCCAGAGACGACACAAGGCGAGGGAGAAAAUAACCAAGAAGACGCAAGCAAAACGCCGUCCACCGCAGAAGGGGGCGUUGAUCAAGGCCUCGCCGAGUUAAUGCACAGCGAGUCGGCGGUGGAUGUCAGAGUUGUGGAUGGUAACGUUACUCAGGAGGUGAUCGGGCAGAUCGUGAGCGGUGAGGUCAUAACCGAUCCGAAUAUCAUAACGUCUUAUGUUCAGGCCACCGCAGAGGCCGGUGUGACGGCAGAAUGCACCACUGUAAGCGGCGAAGUCUUAAACGCACUUGCACCGACGACCACCAUCAUUUACGUGCAGCCCGACGGCAGCUUCGUGGAGAGCUCGGGUUUAUCGGCCGAGGAGCAGCAACAACUAAUCGAGCAAUUAGCCAAACAACAAUUAGUCCAUGUGACAGGGACUGAGACAGUUGUGAAACCCUCCACGUCCCCUAUCGUGGACGUGCAGCAGGUUAUAGUGAGUAAAGCACAGGUAAUCGCCCAGACAGAGCCAGCUACGACCCAUACAACUACCCCGAAGAUACUGCAGAGAGCUGUCACAUCGCAGCCGACGUCCUACAUUACACUGGAAUCCAGUAACUUGCAGUUGGCGACAGCGAUCCAGCCACAGCCAGUCAGUAUCGUGCAGAACGCGUCGCAGCAGCUGCAGAGCGUCGCCAAACAGGUCGCGCUGCAGCAGUCGCAGAAUGGAGCCAACACGACCACCCAGAAGGCAGCCGAACCCAUCCAAAUUCAAGUGCAGGCACCUCUGAAGCAAGACAGUAAACAACGGCAGACAACUCCAAUAACAAUUUUACAGUCGCAGAAUCUGUCAGCCGGUCAGCCGCUGGUGAAGGUUUCAACCGUAGGAACAUUAAGCAGCCCACAGAUCAUCCACAUCACCCCUGUGCCAGGACAGCAGCAAUAUUUCUUACAAAACCCAAGCGAUCCUCCUAUUCAACUUCUCCUUCAGAAACCGUCUCCUGUGGUUAGCACCAUUUCUGUCCCAAUUAGCAAGGUACACGUCCCUUCACCUGCCACAGUGAAGAGUCCACCAGCCAAGCCAGUUGUUCCUACCCCAAAGGUCCUUGUGCCGUCUCCGAAAGUUUUAUCUCCUCCAGCCAAGAUAACAAUGCCUACCAAAGUUAUUACUGCAGAAACAAAAACUUCAACUCCAGCUGUUGAAAAGGACACACAGAAAGUUAAGAAUCGCCAAAAGAAGCCUCAAAAAAUCCAGACCCGCUCUGGUCGGGUGUCUAGACCACCUAAGCACAAGGUGAAGGACUACAAGUUUAUUAAGAAUGAGGACUUGGCAGAAAGCCACCAAUCAGAUUCAGAUGACUACUCUGAGAUAAGUGUGGAGGAUGAGGAUGGAGAAGAACACAGGAAGAAGAGCUCAGAUGUAACCCUCAAUCUACGUGACAAAUCCUUUAAAUGUGAUACCUGUGAUAAAGCGUACAUCGGCGUAGCCGGUUUGAACAGACACUAUAAGCUAAAUCCCACACAUGACAAGAACCCGACGCCACCUCAAGCAGAAGACCUCUCCAAAACUAGAGACGAACAACCUUCAGGAACUGAAGUCACCGAUACUAGUCAUGUGAAAACACUCAGUACUCAAAAAGUUCAAGAAAUUGGCAAAGUAGAAAUCAGGAGACCUGGGCGGCCUAGGGGACCAGGACGGCCUGGCCGUCCUAGGAGGCCUGGGCGGCCACCUAAGAGAGGACGACCAGGACGGCCACCAAAGUACCCAGGAGGAAUGAGCUUGGAGCAGCAAGCACAAAGACAGAGAAAUCGGCUAAAAGAAUUUAUUAAACAGUAUGAUGAUGAGGAUCUCAUGGAGAUUGUUCUUCCACGUCUGGCCAGAGUCAUGACUGUAUGGGAGUUUGUGCUGAUGAAGGUGGAAAAGGGCUACCCAUCAAAGCAACAGUUCCCGAGUGUGUACCAUGAGUUUGAACAACUACACAGCCAAGUGAAGAAGAUGGCACUUGAAUAUUUGCACACUUCACCAGCCUCCCGGCCAGCUAUUGAAGUCAACAACAUGGGAGUUUUACAAUCUCUGGGUAUAACUGAUCCCAAUGCAUUGAAACUCCUGACUUCCUCUGAGGGACAACAAAGUCAAAAGACAAAUCAGUCAGAGCCACGAGCAAAUCAGGCCACCAAAAGUCUACGGACUUUUGAGAAUGCCAAAAUGCUGCCACCUGCAAAAAGGUUUAAAAUAGAAAACUGCAAUGAAGAAACCAACGGCUAUCAAGUUAAUCAGAAUGGCAUCCAGAAGGACGAGACCGUUGAUGGCUCUGUGCUGCGAAAGCCUCAGGUGGUAUUGACCAGAUUGGAGAACUUGACUUCUGUAGAUCUAACCGCUGAAGACGCUAUACAGAGCGCUGAAGACGCUACACAGAGCGCUGAAAACGCCAGCCCGCCUAGGACAGAAGAAGAGCCUAUGGAGACGGAAGUGCCUUCUUCAGAUUCUGACGCUACAAAAACCGUAGAAGAUCCAGACAUCUCCAAGGUUCUAAACAGCAGCGUAACCGUCGACAUCGUGGAUCAGAUGAAACAGCUGGAACAGGCUCUGAGCACCGACUCAGAGUUUAAGAACUCGCAAGAACCCGCUCAGCAAGAGGUUCAAGACGGCCAGGCAGACAUUCUCGAGGAUCCUGAGGCCAGUCAAGUGGUGCAGGAAGAAUCUCCGGUUGUUAUCCAGACAGCAGAGGGGCUUGUCAUGCAGAGCGCAGAAGAGUUAGCUGCCAAAGGCAUCGUCAUUGUCAAUGGGCCUGAUGGCACAAUGAUGCACAUUGAGGCACCUGAAGGGGUUCCUUUAGAGACCGUUCAUGCCCUGCUGGGCAUUGAAACCGAAAGAAAGACUUAAUGGAGUCACAUCUUCAUGUCCUGUUUUUGUCCAUUAUUCACACCAUACAUGCGUUCUGUGUAAUGGUGUUUUUUCAAUGAACUUUUAUUGCAUUCUUUGUAAAUUUGUAUAAAAACAGUAUUAUUAUAUAUUAGUGUUUUCUCAGUUUAUACAACAAAAGUCAUUGUUCAUUUUGAAUUUUAGAUGAUGUUCACUUAUGUUGGCAUAUCUAAACUAUUGGUUUCGGAGGCCAUGAUUAUGUAGCUGCGUGUUACGUGUCUCAAGGGGAAAGUGAUGACAUUGUGGCAAAUGCUUCGCAUAUGUGACAACACACUAAAUGUUGGAGGGAAUCCAGUGCUUUUCAUUUUGGAAACUGAUUCUUUCACAACAUGCACAAAUGGGAGGAAAGAAAAUACUAUCUGCCAAAACUAAGUUAUGGACUCCAGCAAGGUUCAGUAAAGCUGUGGUAAGAUUUUUGUGAUGUGUCCUCUUAGUUGGCCAUUCAUCUGUACAUAACUGUUUCUUUAUGUUAGAAACCCAGGCUGUAGUUCUAAUACAGUUUAAAUUGGUACUCUAUGACAUUUGAUCUAUUCAAACAUUUCUGGACAUUUGUUUGAAAAUUAACCCUUAAGGCUGAAAGCGGUUGUUCCCCAGAGGUCUGGCCCACAAACAUGGUAUUUUGAGAUGUCUUAUUCAUAGGGGAUGUUUUCAUAACAGGCCACUGUAAGCAGUGAGAAAACGCUCUAGAUUUGUAAAACAUACUGAGACUUGAGGUGCUUAUAAUCUUAGUCUGCAGCCUCAGAUGUUCCGUUGUUUCCGUUAUUUAGUAGUUUGUCUAGUGCAAAAGUCAUUUGAAAAGUUGUUGCACUAUUUUAUUACUUUUUAUAUAAUACCUGGUUUACUGUGUUUUUGAAACAUCUCAGCAUUUUUAAUACAAAGGGACAUGUUCAAAUAUGACAUUAAAAUUUUUGUGAGUGAG